AUGGGCAUCUGCAUGAGCACCAACAACGACGAUGUCGAGCAGAAGAAACGCAGCCAGGCCAUUGACCGCAAGCUCGAGGAAGACUCGCGACGGUUACGGCGGGAAUGCAAGAUCCUGCUGUUGGGCUCCGGAGAGAGCGGAAAGUCGACCAUCGUCAAGCAGAUGAAGAUCAUACAUCAGAACGGCUACACGCAGGAAGAGCUCGCCAUGUACCGCCUGACCAUAUACAAAAACGUCAUCGAUUGCGCAAAAGCCCUCAUUGGCGCCAUGCGACAAUUCGACGUUAGCCCCGAGAAGCCAGGCAACGCCCAACUCUGCGACUACCUGCUCGACUACACAGUCGACCCCGACCCUGAGAAGCCCCUCGAUGUACGGGUAGGCCAGGCCAUCACAUCCAUGUGGAGCGACCCAUGCGUCGGCAAAGUCCUGGAGCACUCGAGCGAGUUCUACCUCAUGGACUCUGCGCCAUACUUCUUCGAUGAGGUAGAACGGAUAUCCGACCCCAAUUAUGUACCCAUCGAAUCCGACGUCCUACGAGCGCGUACCAAGACCACCGGUAUAUACGAAACACGAUUUACGAUGGGCCAGCUCAGCAUACACAUGUUCGACGUAGGGGGCCAACGGAGCGAGCGCAAGAAAUGGAUACACUGUUUCGAAAACGUCACAUCAAUCAUCUUCUGCGUGGCAUUGAGCGAAUACGAUCAAGUCCUGUUAGAAGAAAGCUCACAGAACCGAAUGAUGGAGAGCUUAGUGCUCUUCGACUCGGUAGUCAAUAGCCGGUGGUUCAUGAGAACCAGUAUUAUCCUGUUCCUCAACAAGGUCGAUCUGUUCAAAGCGAAGCUUGCGCGAUCGCCACUUGGCAAUUACUUUCCAGAUUACUCUGGUGGGAAUGAUGUCAAUCGCGCCGCCAAGUACCUGUUGUGGAGGUUCAACCAGGUCAACCGAGCACACUUGAACCUGUACCCUCACCUAACACAAGCCACCGAUACAUCCAACAUCCGGCUCGUCUUUGCCGCUGUCAAGGAAACAAUACUGCAGAACGCGCUAAAGGACUCCGGCAUACUAUGA
Messenger RNA from Alternaria ethzedia, 1068 nucleotides. It is a transcript of the gene GNA3, whose product is annotated as G protein alpha subunit. The transcript has 6 exons. NCBI's taxonomy places the organism in Eukaryota, Fungi, Ascomycota, Dothideomycetes, Pleosporales, Pleosporaceae. Gene Ontology annotation, molecular function: G-protein beta/gamma-subunit complex binding; GTP binding; G protein-coupled receptor binding. The coding region runs from base 1 to 1068 and encodes 355 amino acids. Gene Ontology annotation, biological process: adenylate cyclase-activating G protein-coupled receptor signaling pathway. The record is from RefSeq and is a predicted model, not a curated record. Gene Ontology annotation, cellular component: heterotrimeric G-protein complex.